AUGGUAUCCGGAUCUGCAAUCAGCAAGCGGCACAUCGUGGUGGAUGCGCGCCACCACAUGCUCGGUCGCCUUGCUUCUAUAAUUGCGAAAGAGCUCCUCAAUGGACAGCACAUCGUGGUCGUCCGCUGCGAGGAGAUUUGCAUGUCAGGAGGACUCGUUAGGCAGAAGAUGAAGUUUUUGCGAUUCCUCCGCAAGCGCAUGAACACUAAGCCUUCGCAUGGACCGAUCCACUUCCGCGCCCCAGCUAAGAUCCUAUGGCGCACUAUCCGCGGGAUGAUUCCGCAUAAGACUAAGAGAGGAGCUGCAGCUUUGGCGAGGCUCAAGGCCUACGAAGGUAUACCUCCGCCUUAUGACAAGAAGAAGCGGAUGGUGAUCCCUGAUGCACUGAAGGUUUUGAGGCUCCAAGCAGGUCACAAGUACUGCCUUUUGGGUAAGCUUUCUAGUGAAGUCGGAUGGGGCUACUAUGAUACCAUCAAGGAGUUGGAAGAGAAGAGGAAGCAGCGGGCAAAGGUUGCAUACGAGAGGAAGAAGCAGUUGGGAAAGCUGCGGCUCAAGGCUGAGAAAACAGCUGAAGAGAAACUCGGUUCUGAACUUGAAAUCCUAGCCCCAAUCAAGUAUUGAAUAGAGUUCUUUCUACUGGAUUCCAGUUUUGUCAGUUAUGUUAAAUGAAACUUUGUUUAUUGAACCAUUCCAUAUCCUUAGCUUCUUUAAUGAGCGUCUGUACCUGCGUUUGUUUUCUGUUUGAGCUCAACAAAUUUUAUCUAUUUUUAGAUCAAACAAUUAGAAUUUUCCUUAUCGAACCAUUCUAAUGAAGGUUCUCACAUUCUUUUGCGUUA
Messenger RNA from Dendrobium catenatum, 836 nucleotides. Its product is annotated as 60S ribosomal protein L13a-4. Gene Ontology annotation, molecular function: structural constituent of ribosome; mRNA binding. The record is from RefSeq and is a predicted model, not a curated record. Gene Ontology annotation, biological process: translation; negative regulation of translation. Gene Ontology annotation, cellular component: ribosome; cytosolic large ribosomal subunit. NCBI's taxonomy places the organism in Eukaryota, Viridiplantae, Streptophyta, Magnoliopsida, Asparagales, Orchidaceae. Bases 1 to 621 code for a protein of 206 amino acids. The transcript is spliced from 4 exons.